Molecule: messenger RNA, 771 nt
Organism: Gongylonema pulchrum
Lineage: Eukaryota; Metazoa; Nematoda; Chromadorea; Rhabditida; Gongylonematidae
Source: the annotation of a GenBank genome assembly
ACCGAACUGCUCGAUAUGCGGCGGAAUCAUCAAAUUAAUGGUCCGGAGCCCUAUCACGGUUCGUCUGGCGAAGCAAUAAAUCACAGAGAUCAACACAGUGACAGAGUCCAAACGGAUGAUGUAGAACGAUUGCGAUAUGGAAUGGUAGUUGCAGCGGAUCGAGUUCCAGAUCGUGAUGGAAUUCGGCAUGCAGAAACAGUUAGUCUUGGACCGCCACCAACUGAUGUUUCUGGGCAGGGAAAACAGAUAGUUGCAAUUGGUGACUAUGACGUUGAAGAGCAAUACACGGACGAUGAGGGAUACAGAACUGAUGAUACCCCUGAAAACCAAGGAUCUUUUGAUGGAGGAACUCCAAACGUUUGGAGUGCUCCAGCGACUUCGGCUUCCACCAUUUCGUCCUCCAGUCUCGCUUCUUUCUCCUCGCCUGAGAGUGUCACUGAGGUUGCCACUAACAUACAACAGCCAGUAGCGUUUGUUACAAGUACUAUAACAACACUACCACGUGAGCUAGAACAAGCACAUUCUGGACAGACACCACCACCACUUGAGCAAAACAAUACAAGUACGGUGAAGAGUGGCAACAGUAAUGGAGAUCCUGGUGAGGAACUGGGAGAAGCAGGUAAUCAGGAAGGUUUAGAAGAGGAGGAAGAAGAUUACGAAAAUUCGGAAGAGUUGUUCUUCUGGAGGCCAGAAGGAAGACGUAAUGAGCGCGAUACUGCAUAUUCCUAUUAUUCAGAUGACGGUGAUGCUACUAAAGAAUAUGCGCUUUAG